AUGCCUUCAGCCGAUUCCUCUGGCGCUCAGCAUUCCACCCCCUCCGCCCAAGAUUGGCGCAAGCACCAGCCAAUCAUCUACAACCUUUACAUCCAUCAACGCCUCCCUUUAAAGGAGAUGCGUGAGUACCUCCAACAAGAAUACUCAUUCGACGUCAGUAUAUCGCAGUACAAGCGGAAGCUUAAAGAAUGGCGAUACUCGAAGAAUCUCAAAGCUUCGACCUGCAAAGCGCUCGGUGAUAGCUUGGAACGGCGAGGUUUGUCUGGCUCAAAUGUUGUCACGUCGGUGAAUGGUGUGACGCUGAGCCCCAGGAAGUUGCAGAGGGCUCUAAGGAGACAUUAUAUACCAACCUUGCAGCGGAAGUUCGGAUUGGAGGAAAAGACAACCACUCCCGAAGGGGUAUCUAUCCGAAGAUCCCUUGUGGACUCUCUCUCGCUCUCGAACAUCAGGCUUCCCGCACUUUCGUGGCUUCAGCAAGCACAAGAGUCCGCAGCAGCGUUGCAAGGCGCCACCCCAGUGCCGUCUUCCCACACGCAGUUACCACAAUCCCAUUUACCGGAGACCAAUAAAGUUUCAAACGAACUUCUUAUGGUCGAUGUUCAAUCUAUACUUUUAGGCGACGUCAGGCCAGAAGCGAUUGCUAGAACGCAGCGGGAAGCGGCCGCCUCAAGAAUCCUCAACCAUCUUCCCAGAGUGGAGCCUGACUCUGUAGGCCAGAACUUCAAUGCUCUAAUCCACCAAGCCGGAAGCAUCAACUUGUAUUCACUUACCAGCUUUGUCAUAUAUCUCUGUGCAAAUAAUCAUCUGGAUGACGCUCAUUUUGACCACUUCAUGGUUCACAUAUUACCUCAAGGUAACCUGGAUGUGCUCAAGCAUUUGGCUCACUCGAAAUCAGCGUGUGCUUGGAAAUUCGAAGAGCGGCUCCUGGUCUAUGCGGCACGGACUGAUAGGUAUGAUUUGGUAGAUCUCCUAAAGAAUCAGUGGGCAGUGGGCAGUAUAUCAACACCGAGAACCAAAUGGCUCCUGGAGAGGAUGCUAUUUACCGCCAUGGAAAAAGGUCAUGAAACAUUCGUCUUGACCCUUUUGGAAGAAAAGAUUGGAAACAACAAGGGUCGAAUCAUUGACGUGAUUACUUCAAUCAGUCAAGAACUUCUGAAACAGGCAGCGCAAUUUCUACCCGGUGCAUUUCGAUUUAUUUUGAACUCAAUGUCCACCAUCGGAAAGGCUCAAGUGCUGCCGUUAGCCGUCAAAGCUGGGUUGUCAAUUGAGGGUGUCUCUUUACUCAUACACAAAGGUGCUGACGUUGAUGCAACGGAUGAUGAGGGAUGUACAGCUCUAUGCUACAGUGCUCGCAGUGGAAAUUUCGGGUUGACGCAGCUUCUGUUGCGAAAUGGCGCCUCUCCCGAAGGAGGGGGAAGCGACUCGCUUGAUCAAUCGCCGAAAUCCCAGUGUAUCCCUCCAUUAUUUUUUGCCGCUGAAUUUGGUCACACGGACAUCUGCGAGCUGUUGUUGCGGGCGGGUGCGGACGUGGAGUCUAGUUGGCACCGUCCUCAUAAGGACAGUCACCGACAUCAGAGAACCUUAGCGGCACUCCGUGGCUUCAGAAAUGCAGGCGAGGUGGCCAUACGGGACGAUCAUAUCAGCGUCUUGGAAUGCCUCGUCACGCAUGGCGCCUUUGUGUCCAGCCGUGGGAGGGGUUAUGCACCACUCCAUCUUGCAGCAGAUUCAGGCUCCUUCUACUCUGUUGGGCUUCUGAUUCGGUGCGGAGCAGACAUUCACGAAUACUGUACCAGCGGGAUUACCAGAACCGCGUUGCAAGCGGCGUGUUUCGCACGAAACAAACAAUGCGCAUCUUUUUUGAUCGGCGCCGGUGCCAGGAUCAAUGAUCCUGCCAUGGGAUUUGAGGGGAAGACGGCACUGCAACAUGCGGCAUGGCGCGGAGACGAAGGUCUCGUGAAAUACUUGUUGGAGUUGGGUGCCAAUGUCAAUGCACCUUGCGCACCAGAUCAUGGGGUCUCAGCUUUGCAAGCAGCAGUUUACAGCAGAAAUGAAACCCUGGUUGGAAUUCUCCUGGCCUGGGGAGCAGACGUGAACGGGAACAUUUCUCAGAAGAAUGGACAAAGCGCAAUAGUGGCUGCGGUUGAAGCAGGUUCAGAGUCUGUGUUCCGGACCUUGGUAAAGGCCGGUGCAGACCUGUCUCCCGUCAAGAGGGACAGCCGCACUUACUGUUGCCCAUUCAUCAAAGCGGCACAAGAAAAUUCCGAAGAUUUCGUCCGGCGCUUGCUUGAUCUCGACAUCGACAUCGAUGCUCGCCUGGACUCUGGCUACUCCAUCGCCGAGGAAGCGAUACGGUCAUCGGGUGCCGAAAGUUGGAGAGUUGUAGGGACUAUUCUCGAGCACAGCCCUGCCAUCAGGCUUUCCCGUUGCCAGGGUCGAACACUCUUCAUUGACAUGUGGGACGGCAUUGAUCUGAGCUUCCUUCGUAUACUUGUCCACAGGGGGUUUGAUAUCAAUAAAGAUUUUGUCGGCGAUCAUUUUGGUAAGCGCAGGCAUGGUGGAAUGUUCCACCCGAAGCGGAUGGCAUCGGCGAUAUACAGAUCGUUCUUGCAAAAAGCAUGCGCAAAGGGAAAUUUGGGGACUGUCGAGUAUCUUCUGUCAGCAGGUGCUGAUCCCAACUCUCUUCCCUCGGUUUAUUUCGAUCCAGUGGCUUUCGCAGCGAGCGGGACAGCUCUCCAGUUGGCAACGAUGGGAAGACACACCCAUCUCAUCAAGACACUGCUUCGCCAUGGAGCAGACAUCAACGCGCCUCCUGCUGAAUUCUUUGGACGUACAGCUUUACAAGCCGCCAGUCAAGCUGGAGAUCUAAAACUCGUGGAAAUGCUGCUCGACCAUGGGGCGAAUGCCAAUACACCAGCCUCCAAAUGGGCGGGAGUCACUGCUCUUCAAGGCGCCGCCAUCGAGGGUUACGUACGAAUUGUGCAGACGCUGCUUGCUGCCGGCGCAGAUGUCGGAGCCCCCGGAGCAAGGGAAGAUGGUAGAACUGCUGUCAAUGGCGCAGCUGAAUGGGGACGAUUAGACAUGGUCAAGCUCUUGCUCGAUCAUCAUCCACUUCAAGACGGCGAAUCGCUCUCUGGGAUUUGCGAGCAGGCUGCCGAGUAUGCCAGGACAGGACCUCACUGGGCUGUUGUGGAGCUUUUAGAAACCUACGAGAGAAUGCCGGGGUCUCCUUGA
Fonsecaea pedrosoi CBS 271.37 is the source of this 3231-nucleotide messenger RNA. RefSeq lists its product as uncharacterized. Gene Ontology annotation, molecular function: protein binding. The record is from RefSeq and is a predicted model, not a curated record. NCBI's taxonomy places the organism in Eukaryota, Fungi, Ascomycota, Eurotiomycetes, Chaetothyriales, Herpotrichiellaceae. The transcript has a single exon. Bases 1 to 3231 code for a protein of 1076 amino acids.